AUGUCCGCACCAAUCAAGAGCCGCAAAUGGUAUCAGAUCCGAUGGUUCCAGGACUACGAUACGCCAGAGGAACGUAAGCUAAUCGCAAAGCUUGAUUUUCUCAUUGUGCCUUAUGUUUUUCUGGCAUAUUGGGUGAAGUACAUUGAUCAAGCAAACAUCAACAAUGCCUACGUCGCCGGCCUCAAGGAAGAUCUUGGAUUUGAAGGGAAUCAGCUGGUGCGACUGCAGACGAUGUACGUGGUUGGCUCAGUAGUAGGCCAGCUGCCGUUCAUGUAUCUGUUUACACGUGUUCCUAUGUUCUACCUUAUACCAUUCCUCGACGUAGCCUGGGGUAUCUUUACGCUACUUCAGUACCGGGUUCACUCAUUUGCAGAGCUGGCAGCAUACAGAUUCUUGGUGGGUCUGUUCGAAGCGGCAUUUUUCCCAGCGAUUCAUUACAUAUUCGGAUCGUGGUACCGAGGUGAUGAGAUUGGUCGCCGCGGUGGCUUCUUUUACGUUGGUCUUACUCUGGGCACCCUGACCGCUGCAUUAAUCCAGUCUGGUGCAACCUCGCGUCUAGAUGGCGUCCACGGUCUUGCUGGAUGGCGAUGGAUGUACAUCAUAUGUGCCAUCAUCACCAUUCCGAUUGGCUUGCUCGGACUCUGCGUUCUUCCUGGGACUCCGGACAAGCCGAACAAACUUGUCCUAACUGAUCACGAUGUUGAGGUUGCCAAAAGCCGUCUUUUGAAGGCUGGCCACAGCGUGAAAGGCGAUGUAACCGUUAAUACGUUUGUCAAGAUUGCCAAGUCCCCGCUGGUAUGGGCCUUUCUGCUCCUUGACAUCUUUUUCUGGAACGGGUGCAUCAACACAUCCUCUGGUGGCUACUUGCUAUGGUUGAAGAGCUUGAAUCGAUACUCCAAAUCUCGCAUCAACGAAUUGGGUGCCAUUUCUCCAGCAUUAGGAAUCUUCUACACACUUUUUGUGUGUUUCGCCUCCGACCUCGUACUAGGACCUGCGUGGGCUAUCACAGUCUCUCACAGUUGGAACAUCAUCGGUCUUAUAAUUCUCACUAUCUGGAACGUUCCGGAACCCGCAAUCUGGUUUGCAUUCAUGACCACGUAUUCUGCUGUGGCAAUGUCGAGCGUGCUGUAUGGGUGGAUCAACAGCCAACUCAAGUACUCCCCAGCAGAACGAGCGGUCGCACUCGUACUUGCCAAUACUCUGGCGCAGUCGACUACUGCAUGGACGCCGCUGUUGGUCUUCAAGACAGUUGAAGGUCCCAGGUUCCCCAAAGGAUGGGCCUUCGUACUCGCCAACGCAGUGUGCUUGAUCAUUCUUGCACACAUUAUCAAAGCUUACAUCAAAAGGAAAGCAAGGUACGUCAGGGCUCUAACAGGAACCUGUUGUAUACUAAUUCUGAUACUAGAACUCACGAGUCGGUCUCGGAAAAUGACAGUACAAGCUCAAUCCAUGAAACCCUCGACCCCUAUAAACCGAAAAGUCUCCCAGUCACUCAAGGACCAGCUUAGUAAACCCGACUGGCAGCGUGUAUUAUGCCAUAGACAUUAUGUAAUGCGGUAUUCGUCAGUGUCAAAUAGUAGUACAGCCUGA
Boeremia exigua is the source of this 1590-nucleotide messenger RNA. Its product is annotated as major facilitator superfamily domain-containing protein. Gene Ontology annotation, molecular function: transmembrane transporter activity. Lineage: Eukaryota; Fungi; Ascomycota; Dothideomycetes; Pleosporales; Didymellaceae. Bases 1 to 1590 code for a protein of 529 amino acids. The transcript is spliced from 3 exons. Gene Ontology annotation, cellular component: membrane. Gene Ontology annotation, biological process: transmembrane transport. The record is from RefSeq and is a predicted model, not a curated record.